AUGCUUCUAGGGGUGAGUGAAGCAAUUUUUAAGUGCCCGAAGAACCAAGUAAUUAUUCGAAAUGAACUUGGUCCUGGAAGAAGUCUAGAAUAUCAUUGUCAUGCUAAUGGAAAAGAUGAAGGCGUCCAUUUUUUAAAAUUCAAUGAACAAAGGAAUUUUGAAUUCGUCGAUUCUGGAUUUGGAAAAAAGAGAAAAGUGAAUUGUGUUUUGAGGCAAGGGUUGUGGAUGGAGAAUUCUUCUCGAGACUUUGAAGCAUACCAUACAUCUCGUAAACAUCCUUGUCAACAGGAUAUGCUUUAUCUCUCGGCCACCGCUGCGUUUUAUAUACCCAACCAAAAGCUUCCCCAACUCACACACGAAGCAUUAAAAAUGGGUCAACCCGAAAACCGGAUCAUAAUGCUUCAUCAAUAUAGAACUAAUUAUUUCGGACCACUUGGUAAAUGUCAAUCAUUCAGUUGGGAGAUCUGA
Messenger RNA from Eruca vesicaria subsp. sativa (arugula), 468 nucleotides. The record is from the annotation of a GenBank genome assembly. NCBI's taxonomy places the organism in Eukaryota, Viridiplantae, Streptophyta, Magnoliopsida, Brassicales, Brassicaceae.